Eruca vesicaria subsp. sativa (arugula) is the source of this 875-nucleotide messenger RNA. The record is from the annotation of a GenBank genome assembly. NCBI's taxonomy places the organism in Eukaryota, Viridiplantae, Streptophyta, Magnoliopsida, Brassicales, Brassicaceae.
CGUCUCCUCUUCUUUCCUUUAUAUAAACCCUUCUUCUCCCUUUUCUUCUUAUUACUACUGUUCUCUAACCUAAUCUCAUCUCAGCUUUCCAAACAAAACUAAAAUCUUUAUCAAAGUCUCUUAUUACACAACCUAAAAGAGCCCUCUUGUCUUUCUUGAAAAUGUCGGAAGAAUUAUACGAAUCUGACAUCAUUUUCUCCGACAGUUUCUUCCCGACUCGCCGGCGUGACGUCAUGAACGAGAAAGAAAACCGUCCUGUUGGUAUCCGAGAAAACUCCAAAAAUAAACCGAGGCGGAGUAAACCGACGCCGUUACCUUCGCCGGCGGCGUUCUCGACUUCUCUACCGGUCAAUAUACCGGGGAAUGUGAACAGAAGGUACACGGACGAUGAGGAAUAUUCCGACGAAGGAGGAAGGAACAUGAUUCCGCCGCAUCUGAUCGUCGGAAGGAGGAUGGAAGGUUGUCAAAUGGCGUUUUCCGUUUGUACUGGUAACGGUAGGACUCUCAAAGGACGGGAUCUGAGCCGGGUUCGUAAUUCGGUUCUCAGGUUAACCGGUUUCUUGGAGGCUUAAAUUCGUUAACCGGAUUUUUUUAAUCAAAAUUUUCGUCUAUUGUUAGUUGAACGACUUUAUUGAAAGGAAAAUGUCAAAAAGAAUGAACAUUUGCUUCCUUGUUUAUUUAUUAAAUUCUUAAUUUGAUUGUUCUCAAAUGUAAUACUAGAAAAAAAAAAAGAACAGAGAAAACGUUUCCGGGAUUGUUUUUGGGAUCAGUUUCAGGUUACUUAUGAUUAGGAUGAUUUAACUUGUUCUUUGCAAAGUUUGUAAUCCAGUGUUCGUCAACUAUCAUGUUACUGAUGAAUCGGAUGUCUUUUAUAA